AUGUCUGGCACACUGCCGCCUAGCCAGACUCUCAUCAACGUUAGGGUAGAAGACCCGGGCUGUCUAGGCGGACCAGGAGACCUACACCUAUCUUUCAGUGAAAGAAAUCUAGGUUGCUGUCAGCUGGAUCUGCUUUCUUCGCUCGCCGUCUUUUACACAGCUUUUUACUUUCUCUGGUGGGCUCUGCGUGUAACAAAUGCCGAGAAGGCUCACCCCAAGACUAUUGGGCGCGGAGAAGCCAAGCAGACACGAAUCGAAUCCAUAGAAGGCUCAGCCUGCUGGGUGCUCAGCUUUUGGGAAACUAUCGUGAACUACGCUGAUAUGGUUGGAGUUUGUGCAGAGCUUGGGAGAGCCAUAGAGCCGCUCAUUCCACUGUCAACCCGGAUGUUCUCAACUUUUUGUAGGCUUCCAGUACAGCGAUGCUAUCUGGCAGUUCACACGCAACGUCUAGUGGCCCUGUCCGAGACGGCGGAUAGCAGAACGAAUGGCCCCAGGAACGGCGUUUGUCGACUAGGAACUAAGACCUUCUGGCCCAAGAUGCACGUAGGUCUUACCAAUCGACGAGAGUCUGCACCUCAACACUCGCUCGAAAUUUGA
Messenger RNA from Colletotrichum lupini, 597 nucleotides. RefSeq lists its product as uncharacterized. The transcript is spliced from 3 exons. Bases 1 to 597 code for a protein of 198 amino acids. The record is from RefSeq and is a predicted model, not a curated record. Lineage: Eukaryota; Fungi; Ascomycota; Sordariomycetes; Glomerellales; Glomerellaceae.